CUUUGGUUUAGAUUUGCAGCUUUUUUGUAGAGCAACCAAAUACCUAAUCAUUUCAACAUGGUUACUAAUGAGAAACGAGUUAAGAAGUGGAGUCUUUACAUCAGUGAAUACAAUUUUCAACUAUCGGCAUACGCAAAUUUCAUUCGCCGGUUAAGCACCACCGCCGUUCUAGAUCGGACCAUGAUUGAGCAACUGGAAGACUUAAUAAAUCAAUUGGAAGAAAUUAGCAAUUUCAAGGCAUUUCAAGAGUCCAAUGAAACGGAUAACAAUAUAAAUGACAUUAGCUUAAUAAUUAAAUGUACUUUUUGUCCUUGGUAUACGAUCAACGGCGAGCAAUUAUUAUUGCACAUAAUGAAUUCGUAUCAUAAAAAAAAUUCGAGACUAAGCCGUUUUCAAACGAAAGCCAGUGCCGGCUACCGUGAAUAUAUAGGGCACGCAAAAACCAGAAUUACCAACAAUCGCCUGCCUGAAUCAACUUUGGGAGAUGUAAUCGGUUUUCAUUUUUUGACUAAAUCAUUCUGGCACAUAACCGAUAAAUAUCUACGAGCGCUUCAGGCGCUUGGUUUAAAACCAACUUUCAUGAUUGCACAUGGAGUCAACGAGCUUUUGUCGCAAAUUGAUUGUUUUAUAUCGUCGGCUAAAUGUGUUGAAUCAAUUCAAUCCUCUAAAAGUUUACUGAUGACGUACAAUAUCUGGGAUAUUGGCUACAAGUACAGGGAAAAAGUUUAUACAAAACCGGUGCAAGCGUUUCAGGAUCUUAGUAAUCCCCUGCCUGACGUGCCCCCCAGGAAUGUGUUUUCGCUACCGUCUAAUGCGUUUCCAUCGAUGAAUUUGAACAAUCAGCAAAACUUCCAAACAAAUCCUCUUCAGCAAGGGGUUCCAAUAUGUCCAACCCAUUUACCGACUAUUUCGGUUCCGCCUAAUAAUACUGUUUACCGAAACCAGUCCGGAAUACAGCAACUAUUAUAUGAUCCCAGUAAACCCCCUCCAAUUAUUCCUCCUCAAAACCAUCAGAAACAGCCGCCAACUCAACGGAAUCGAACGGAGACUUCCCCGUUGCUUCCACCAUUGCAUGAACAAAAUAACGAAGACCUAGUUCGUUCUGAACAUUUAAAACAGUUUCUACAAGACCCCAGCCUAGGUUCAUUGAUCAAAAUCGGCAAUAUCCUCAGCGAAUUCGAAAAAACUACCCUUAUACUCUCGGACAUCAAAUCAGCACUUAAAGAAACAAGUUCUAAUGUUACAGUAAGUUUGUUUGGCUCCAAAGUGAGUGGCGUUGGCUAUGAGGAGGAUCCGCUAAAUAUAUGUGUAGACGACGGAAACAAAAUAAAAACUCUUAGCAGGGUUGAAUCGCUAUUGAACAAAUUAAAGGAGUUUUUCGUCGACAAUCCCGAAGAAUGGUCGAUUGUGAACACAACAAACGACGGUAUCCAUUCGUGCAUUUACGUGAAGAAUCAUUGCGAAAGUGUCUGCUGUCAAAUUUCAUUCACAAGCGGAAUUUAUUGUUGCAACACACAGAUCAUUCGUUAUUAUGUGCGGACGUUUCCAAUCUUCCAGAAAAUGUGCUAUUUUCUGAACGAACUAUCCAGGAUGUUAAAACUGUCUUUCCAUCAACAUUUGGUAGUCUUGCUAGUUGUGUUUUAUCUACAGACCGAAAACUUUCUUCCAACGGUCACCCAACUACAGCUGCCAGAGGAGCAGAUAGAUGAAGACUGGAAUAUCAGCUUCAACCCGAAAAAACCGCCCGAACUAAAACUAACAGAAUGCGAAUCGGAUCUGCGCAAAUGCGUCGCCGGUUUCUUCAAUUACUAUGGAAACAAAUUUUCAUUCAGCGAAUCGGUUGUUUCACCUCACGUAGGAACUCCGGUGAAACGAGUUGACUUCACCCCUAACAACGAGUGGCGACUGCCGUUCGAGCGUUAUAGACAGUUCCUGAAUAAGAAGCUGCCAGGCGCCAGUGACCAAAUGGUUACAUCACAGCGGUUCAACGCUACUACACCAAUGUGCGUACAGGAUAUGCUGAACCUUUCCAAAAACAUUGCGGAAACCGUCACUGCUCAAGAUACAGAUAAAUUCGUGAAGCUGUGUCAGGAGCUCCACUUGUGGUACACCAACAACAAAUAAGCACUAUGUUUGAUACACUGUUAUAGCUUCUUAGAAGCGAGUGAUUUUACAAUGAAGUUAUUUUUAUUACCAGAACUGAUUGCCGUCGAUAAUCGGUAAACUAAAAAUAAGGCAGAUGACAGUUUCAGGGUAUAUGACAGUUUCAGUAAGUUUUUAUCACAAACUUCAAAGCCUCGUACAUGGUAGGAAACAAUGAGUUCUACUGCGAAAAAAAAAUAUAUAUAUAUAUACAGGUCGGACUCGAUUAUAUACAGACUCGAUUAUAUAUUGACUCGAUUAUAUAUGAUUCGAUUACAUAUAGUGCAGGGUCUCGUUCAGACGUAUAAUAUAGAAAAUAUAUAUUUUGUAAACUGACGAAACCCUCAUCCAUUCUUUUAGGUCAAGCAAACUUGUUAUUGAUAUUUGUUGUUUUUUUUCUUUCGGAUGAUAAAUAAAAAUAAGUACAAUAGAACAUUCCAUACAA
Molecule: messenger RNA, 2587 nt
Organism: Wyeomyia smithii (pitcher-plant mosquito)
Lineage: Eukaryota; Metazoa; Arthropoda; Insecta; Diptera; Culicidae
Exons: 6
Coding region: 58-2124 (688 amino acids)
Molecular function (GO): RNA uridylyltransferase activity
Source: RefSeq, a predicted model, not a curated record